AUGUCUGUUGAUCCAAUUACUUGUCAUAUAUUAGAUACCACAUUAGGAACACCAGCUUCUGGUGUCAUUGUUCAAUUGUUUCAUAUAUCUAAUGAUCCUUUAUUAUCUUCAAUAUCUGAAGACACAACUACAACCAAUGGUAAACAUUUUGCAAUGGCAAAGACUGAUAAUGAUGGACGUAUUAAACAAUGGAUAAUUAAUCCAAAUGGAGAUUUCCAAAAUCUAGGAAUCACUAAAAAUAGUAGCAAGAAUAAUCAUCAAUCAUGGAAUAAUUUAAAACCAGGCAUAUAUAAAGCUAAAUUUUUAACUGGGAAAUAUUUCUUACUGUUAGCUCAAAAUCAACAAGGAUCGACUAGUGGUGGUGACGGUGGUAGAACAUUUUUCCCAUUUGUUGAAAUUUCAUUUAUUAUUGAUAAUCCACCAGAUAAUCAUUAUCAUAUUCCUUUAUUGUUAAGUAAUUAUAGUUAUACUACUUAUCGUGGAAGUUAA
Candida albicans SC5314 is the source of this 489-nucleotide messenger RNA. RefSeq lists its product as uncharacterized. The record is from RefSeq and is a predicted model, not a curated record. Gene Ontology annotation, molecular function: hydroxyisourate hydrolase activity. Bases 1 to 489 code for a protein of 162 amino acids. The transcript has a single exon. NCBI's taxonomy places the organism in Eukaryota, Fungi, Ascomycota, Pichiomycetes, Serinales, Debaryomycetaceae. Gene Ontology annotation, biological process: purine nucleobase metabolic process.